This is a messenger RNA of Pomacea canaliculata, 5892 nucleotides long. RefSeq lists its product as uncharacterized. The transcript has 13 exons. The coding region runs from base 1206 to 3623 and encodes 805 amino acids. The record is from RefSeq and is a predicted model, not a curated record. Lineage: Eukaryota; Metazoa; Mollusca; Gastropoda; Architaenioglossa; Ampullariidae.
UAUUCUUUCAUAGUUCCUAUGUUGUUUAUUUUCCUGUUCCUUGCUGUCCAUGUCUUGUUCUUAGAUGAUAGGAGCAUGCUACUUAGGAGUGUGAGUAUGCAUUUUACAAAUUUUGCAUUUAUUAUUAUAUAUUACACACACAUGCACUAUCCUCAUGCAUAUGGGGUUACCAUGACAACUUGUUUCCUCUGACAGUUCCACAAACCUGUUUAUCCUUACUACUUUCCCAUAAUACAAAAAAUCCUCAGAUUUCAGGCCAACACAUUUUAUUUGUUUGAUCUGCAAUAGGUUACAGUAAAUCUAGACUGCUGGGAUUACAUGCUUUAUAUAAAUUUAUAAGUGAUGAUCAAGAAAGAGUAUAAACUUGUCAAAUGAGGUUAAGAUCUGAAAUAACCUUUAAGAACUCUUGUUUACUCAAAAAUGAAUUAUCAAUUACUUUUUCUUUGGGAUUAUGCCAUCAUUCAAAAAUGAACGAAGGUAAUCAGUAGUCAAUAAAAGUUUUCACAUGAACACGAGGCUCUUAUCUCCACUUGAAAGUGCGCUUAUCAAGGGUUUAGCCGUCCUAUUCACGAUCACACGCACAUAACUAUUACCAUGAUCACUUUAUUUAGGUAUUAAACUCUAAAGGUGCAGAUAAAAAGUAAAUGCAACUAAUGUAACCAUCUUUUUAUCCACAGACUUAGAGAUCAUAGAAGUCUGUGGUUUACACUUUUCUCAGUACUGUCCCCUUAGCACGAACUCUCAAGGCUGUGGGAAAACAGCAGACGGUAAAUCCACCGCCGACAUCUCACAAAAGAAUAAAGGUGUGUACAAAGCUUCCGGUUGGCUCACAUUCAUUGUUUAGACUCACUGAGACUGACAACAGUGAACUUCGUUGGCCUCGGCAGACAGACAGCAGUCCACCUAUACACGUCCGUGGUGAGUGCAAACUAGCGCCUGGUAGUAUUGUGUAGUGCUUGUCACAACUGCAGCGAAAAGAACAUCUGUUCAUAUCUCGUCUAGGGACACGGGACACUUGUUUGGAGCCGUCGAGGGUUUUCUCUGGAUAAUAAGUGGUGAACUGGCACAGACGAAAGAGGAGGUAUCUCCUCUGUUUUGCUGCACAUGGACACGCGUGGUACAUUUGUCAGACAAAGAGCGAGUUUUCAAGUUGCUUUGUAGACAGUGAGGUUCGCUAAACUAAACAGUCAAAAGGCCCUGCUGUCAUGUCCAAAACAAGAAAGCGAAAGCGACGGGGAGGGGCGGGUGAUGCCCAGGUAUACCUGCACGCUAUAACUGAUGCGCAGGCUGCUCUUCUCGUCGAUAAAGGAAACAAGCGCCCACUUCAAACAGUCAUGGCGAAAUCAGGCGCUGAUGUACAGUUUGACCAUGACCCAUCACCUAUACGGGGCAUGAAGAUCAUCGUCAUUCGCGGUGCUGCAUCUCAGAUCGAGGCGGCGGUCAGGUUCGUCAGUCAGAUGACUGGUGCUCAGGGGACGAUUUCCGAUCAAGCCGAGAAAUUCUGGCUAGAGUGGGUUCAAGACGCGUUUCCCGAUCUCGAAUCCGAGGCCUAUUUCCUGCCUCCUGUCUACGUCAACCGCGUACCGGUGACCAGACAAUCGGUUGGUGGUCAUGACAUUCUGGUCUUCAAACCGUCAACUACAAUGGCUGGACAGCUGAACCAAUCAACGUUAAGUCCAUCUGCUGCUGCUGCUGCUGCUGCCCAGGCACCCAUCCCGCAGCCUCAUGUUCAGGAAUGUGACGUCAGAGACGAUCUGGCCACGCAGCGGGUGCUCUUCUGUCUGCAGAAAAUGGCUGAGCGAAACGGAGAAGUCAUGGUUGGAAUGAGUCAGCUUCGCUUCGGUCAGUACUUGGGAGAACCUUGCUACGCUGCCGCUGCUACCCAGCUACCUGUGGCUGCCAGCCUCCCAGCAAAAGAAUCGCAGAGAGUAGGAGACUUUGAUGUGCUUCUUAUUCACCGACACUACGGCUUUGUCGUCUGUGAGGUAAAGGCUUUGGGGGACAACAUGCAACGGCUGGGCAUGUCGCAGAGUGAAAUAGACAACAAUAUUAAAAAGAGACUGGCAGAGGCCAUAUCACAACUGAACAAGGCGGAAGUCAUGCUGUCGCAUCUGGUGUCCAAUAACGUUUCAAACCUGCGCAUCAGGAAGACGAUCGCUGUACCUAACCUCACGGCCAUUCAGGUGCAGCAGGCCAUCCUUAGUGACCCCCAGCUGACCCAGGACUUGUGUCAAUGUCUGGGAACAACUGAUCCUGCCGCCAUCACUGGUCUGUGUCUCUGCUCCGACCAGCUGUCUGACCCCAAAAAGCCGUGGGACGUUAAUAAAUUCGUGCUCAAGGAACUUGGGAAAUGGUGGCAUCGACGGGUGGCUGGGACCAGACCUGACAGUCUCAUGACCUCUGUCCUUUACAAAAUCCUGAUAGCCAGGUUCUGUGGUCCAGCGACAACAGUGACUGUACCUUGCACAACUCCGCCGCGCCUGUGUGUCAAGACCCUGGGUCAGGCCGUGUCGAUAACGGGAGAGUUCUAUUCUGCUCAAAUAGCACUUUUUCCAGAGCAAGUUGACCUUCUAAACUCUGCGUCUCCCAGGGUCUUCGUAACCGGACCGCCUGGUACUGGUAAAACUGUAGUGCUUCUGCUGAUGGCCACUGAGUGGUUACAGCGUGGUAACGACGUUUACAUCCUGAGUACUUGGGAUCUGAGUCGCACAGCCUGCAUCAUGCUAUACCACUUGCUGCAGCAGACUGUCAACACGCAGCGGUCAGCAGGCAGGACAACCGGUCAGCCACGACUCCUGUACUGUGGUUUUACGUUGUUGAAGAAUGAUGAGACGAAUGUUGUCAGCGAUGAGGAGAAGGUCGUCAACAAAUUGUUGCAGGCAGCGAACGGAGGUUCAUUGUACAUCAUUGUUGACGAGGCAGGAUCUGACACUGCGUCACACUUUCACACUAUAUGUGACAAGCUGUCGUCGCGAGUUCCUCGUCUCCACCUCUGGGCGGCCAGCUGUUACCAUGGAGACGCGCCCACUGGCUGGCAAGUGGAGGUUUUGACCAGACCCCUCCGCUUCCCGCCGGCCGUCGUGAGGGAGAUCGCGCAGGACGCAGAGGUCACCGAAACCCGUGAUGUCGAGGCGUACACUGAGAGAGGAGUGCCUGACUACACCGACGGCCCACCGGUCAAGCGACUGCUUCACCAAGGGCACGGUCACUCGGAGGAAUACACCGAGAACUGUGUCACUUGCGGCAGGCGCGUGGCCAGGUUUCUACAUCGACUGCGCGUGGGUGGUCAGGCCAUUACUGCCAUGGCCACCCGGAAAGCUACCUCCAGAAGUAUGACGCCGCCCUGCUUACAAUGGCGAGAUGUGCUAGUGCUGCAUUGGGGUGACCUCACCGACUCCUCGGGUCUAGUAACAGGACUCAAAGGAGCGGGUAUUCCAGCCCGGGUGAUGGAGGAUUGCGACAGUGAGGACGUGGCCACUGCCCACAGUGACGUGGUGUGGGUGGCGCGUGGGCACCGCAUUCAUGGUCUGGAGAGAAAAGUCGUCGUGUACCUGGAACACUGUACCAUGCAUCUCCGACUACACCUCAUGUCCAGAUGGAACAUGUUCCCAAGCUGCAGAUGAGAAUGUGUCUGAGUACUGCAACAAAUCAUUCGCUGUAGUCAAGUGUCUCACUGAGCUCCUGGAUCACUCAGGUGGACUUUGAACUGAAGUGCUGAAAAGGAUGGACCCUAGCCCUCCAAAAAAGAAAUUUACAGUUAUAGUAGAAGGGGAGACAAACUUUCGUGUCUGUUGAUCAGUUGCAAGAAAACAGUGUUUUGAGAGAGCACGCAAAGGCUGUGCAAUGGACACUGAAGCACAGGAGUCUGUCCACUGCUGCCACAGAGACUGCACUGAGGAUAAAAUAAGAAUGCAGAUCUUUUUACCAAAUUUCACAACAAAUACCUUCAUACAUUAAGAAUAUUUAAGUUAUUUUAAAUUUUUUUCUAGCACUGUAACAUAUGUUGGAUAUAUUAAGUUUGUAUUUAUGUUCAAACCAGAAGAGAACAUUUCCAUUUCCCAUUACCUGAUUGCAGGAGUUGUGUCCUCUCCUGGUGCCACAUCUUCUGAUAAGCUUUCCAACAACAAAGUGCACAGAAUUAGUUAUAUGAAAUUCAUAACAUACAAAAUGUACAAUUUCUAUGUUAAUUUCAUGAUCUUGGAAAUUAAAUAUGCCAGCAACAAUAACAACAAAAACAAAUAGUGAAUUACCUUGCCUGAAUUGUUUGCAUUUUUAUUUCAUUCUUUUGUGCAAGAAUGGCUUUCAGUGCAGGUAAGCCAUAACUGAAGGGUUCCUUGAAAGAAACACCGGCAGACCUGUCACAGCCAGCUCUGGCAUUACUUUAUGCUUUUUGUAAGGAAAAUUUCCCCACCUUCCUGUGGCUUAGCCUGAAAACAAGAAGACAGUGUAAAAACUGGUAAAUCUCCAAACUUACAUACAACCCAGUGACGUAAACUAGUUCAUCACCAGUAAUACUACAAACUCACCAUACAAUUCAUUAAAGAGACUUUGAACCUCCCGCUGCAGUUGAGCCCUUUCCUCCUCCUUCCCACAAUUUGGUGGGGUUUGUAUAGUUGUUGGGGGUAUGGGGGUUGGGUUCAAGGCAGCAGCUUCGCCUUCGGGAGACUCCAGGAUGUUGGUCUCCAUCGUUAUUUUAUAUGAAAAUGACCAGCCCAGCUGCUUCAUGAAGUCAGUCUGUAAGUGUGGUAAAAGAAGUUUUAUACUAUUUUUCCAACACAGGAUUACCCACAGUUCCUGAUGUACUGUACAAUGAACUUGUAUUAAGUGUUACAUACAUGAGUGUUGCAUGAUUUCAUUCAGAGCACACCCUCCUCAGGUAUGCAGUUUUUUCACUUUCACUUUGAGGAAGUUACCCUCUGCAGGACACUGCAUCCCUUUUAAAUUUUCUUUUUUCUUCCUCUGGCAACCUCGCCCACUCUCCUCGCAUGCAUGCGAGAAAAACAGCUCUCGCUGGAAAUAAUGCAACCUAUGUAGUAUCCAACAAUACAUAUUUUUACUAGAGUAAUCAUUACUACCAUUGUAACUAUUUAUAACAGAACAGUGAAGGUGAAACUGUGACCCAGUGCCUACCAGCAUGCAAAACCUGGACAAAUCUUACCAUAGGUGUCCCAACACGUUGGCAUUCCAGUGAGUCAAAGACACCCAGUCUCUGCAAACCACCAACAUGUGGAAACUGGUCCCUCAGCAUGGCAGAGAAGUGAUCGAUGUGAAGAUCACACAGCUCUGUCUUUGCACUCAAGAUGCCUGCAUUUCCCGAAGGCUGUGGUUCUGUCUCUCAGCAGGGAUAACUGGCAAAGGCUUGGCAUGUCUUCACUUGGGUCCAAAUUCAUGUGCAAAGUACAUAUCAUCAUUAUCUAAAUAUGCAGCCUUACACUUCGUUGGAAAACCUAAAACAAAAUCAUUGUCAUCAUUUGAAAAAUCAUCACAAAUUUUCUCUUUAUUCCCUAUUACACUUGCUGCCUCGGCAAGCAAACUCAAAGCUGACACAACUGCCUUUUGCUUGUCAGCAUUGCCAGCUGCUCCUUGUGGCUCUUGCUGGAUUUUGAGGCUGCCUUCACCUGAAACAAGAACUACACCAUCAUUAGAAUAAUCAACAGAAUGCUGCACAUUAUUGUUCGGGACAUUAAUAUUUUCCCUAAACGGUUUUAUAUGUUCAUAGGCCACCAUCGAUGUCAGCUGACGUCUAUCCUUUCCUUGUGAAGCCAAUGCUACAUGUUGGUUGUCAUCUAUGUCCACUAUCCUGAAAGAGAAUAAAUGAACAGAGUAAACAUAAUGCUUUGUAUGGGAUGCUAAUUUUGUGUGCGAAGAAAGAGCCAGUAGCAUCACAAGUUU